GCGUCAUGUGAUUAUAUUUAUAUUUAUAAGACAAACAGUCGCCAUUGGACAGUUACUGAGCAACGUCACCGUGUCAUUUUGAAUAUUCACAAUCGAUAAGCUUCGACAUACUAGAAUAGAGUCUACUCUCUACCGUGCAGCGGGAGGGUUGUCUUUCGUUUUGAGUAGUUAGUUGUGUUGGUUAGUUAGUUAGGUUUUAAUCAGUCACUCGGUGAUUACUAUGUCUCGUGACUUUAUUGUUUAGCGUUUCCGUGUUUUAGUAAACGGAAGUUUUUCGAGAUGAACGUGAGGGAAGUUUCUCUCAUCAUCAUAAUCUUUAUUAUCGCUCAUGUUAAUGGCAAACAGCCGAAUAUCGUCUUUAUUUUGGCCGAUGAUUUCGGCUGGAAUGAUGUUGGAUAUCACGGAUCUGAGAUCAGAACUCCUCAUCUGGACCGUUUAUCAGAUCAGGGGGUUCGGUUGGAGCGCUACUAUGUUCAGCCGCUGUGUACCCCGUCCAGAAAUCAGCUGAUGACCGGCAGGUAUCAGAUUCAUACUGGUCUCCAGCAUCAGAUCAUCUGGCCAUGUCAGCCGUACUGUGUUCCUCUGGAUGAGAGAUUUCUGCCACAGAUCCUGCGGGACAGCGGUUAUAACACACACAUGGUGGGAAAAUGGCACCUGGGCAUGUUCAUGAGAGACUGUCUGCCAACACACAGAGGAUUUCAGUCAUUUUUUGGUUACCUGACGGGUUCAGAAGAUUAUAACACCCAUCACAGAUGUAGUUUUAUCUCACCUCUGAACAUCACUCGCUGCGCUCUGGACCUGCGGGACGGUGAAGAUGUGGCCACACGUUACACGGGACUCUAUUCAACUGAACUCUUUACACAAAGAGCCACGGACAUCAUUAAACAACACAAACCUGAGAAUCCUCUCUUUCUGUACCUGGCGCUGCAGGCGGUUCAUGCUCCCUUGCAGGUUCCCGAGCGCUACGUCACCCCAUACAGUUUCAUCAAGAACGAUAAUCGCCGUAAAUAUGCAGGAAUGGUGUCAGCGAUGGAUGAAGCUGUGGGGAAUGUGAGCAAAGCUCUUCAGGAUACAGGACUGUGGAACAACACUGUGUUCAUAUUCUCAACAGAUAAUGGUGGUCAGACCCUCUCAGGAGGAAAUAACUGGCCGCUGCGUGGAAGGAAGUGGUCACUCUGGGAGGGCGGAGUCAGAGGCGUGGCUUUCGUGACCGGACCACUGGUAGAGAGGCCAGGAAGCGUCAAUCGAGAGCUCGUUCACAUCUCUGAUUGGCUGCCUACUCUCGCAGGUCUGGCGGGGGCGUCGACUAACGGCACCAAACCUCUGGAUGGGUUUGAUGUGUGGGACACGAUCAGUCGUGGUGAAGCGUCUCCUCGAGUAGAACUGUUACACAACAUUGACCCGCUGUAUGAAGACAUCGCUGCCUGUCCAGGUCGUGAGGAGUCGGAGGAUUUUCUGAUGGAGUCUCUGCGAUCGUCAGCGGUUCGACCGAUGGCUCACAGGGAGCGCUCGGGAUUUAACGUGUCUGUUCAUGCUGCCAUUCGAUACAAGAACUGGAAACUUCUAACGGGUUAUCCCGGAUGUCCGUUGUGGUUUGCGCCCCCUGGUGGCCGUCAGAUCUCUGAGGUCUCGGAGCCGCUGAAGGACGUCAUGCUGUUUGAUGUUGAGAAGGAUCCAGAGGAACGCGUGGAGAUUUCUCAUCAGCACCCAGAGAUUGUCAACUUCCUGCUCAGACGUCUGCAGCAUUAUCAGAAAGAGGCGGAGCCAAUCACGUUUCCCCCUGAUGACCCUCGCUGUGACCCCGGACCCUCAGGAGCCUGGGGACCCUGGCAGUGAUGAUGAUGAUGGCUCCAGUGUCUGUGUGUUGUGUUUUUAGUAUAUAAACGCUGUGUGUAAGAGCAGCUUGUGUCAGUUGUGAGUCGUCUGCAGUAGCAGCAG
Molecule: messenger RNA, 1938 nt
Organism: Misgurnus anguillicaudatus (oriental weatherfish)
Lineage: Eukaryota; Metazoa; Chordata; Actinopteri; Cypriniformes; Cobitidae
Product: arylsulfatase B
Molecular function (GO): sulfuric ester hydrolase activity
Source: RefSeq, a predicted model, not a curated record